AUGGCGGAGUUACCUGAAUGGAACCGAUUCAAAAAGUUGAAGCGUUCGUUUCUGCCGCCAAAGAAACUCAUCGGCAAUCAUGACGAAGCAUUUCUCAGCAUUCGCCAGACGGAGCUCCAAGACUACCUGCGAACGGUCUUUAAGCUGGACGCCAUUUUGCAAAAGAAGAAGAACCUGAACUCGAUGCCCCUUGCUUUGGCAACUUUUCUCGACUUCAAUUUGUAUGAGGUGCAUGGCAUCGUCCACGAUUUGGCUCUCACCAUCAGCAACGAAGUAGAGCAUUUUACUGAUGAAGGUGUCGAGCCUUUUGUACUGUCAACACUGCAGCUGUACGCCCUGACUGAGCGAAUGCGACUUCCUGAACCAACACAUGAGCCGUCGUCAGACCUGAUGCUGGACAUCGGAAACGUUAUCGAAUUUCUGUCAUGCCUUAAGAGGCUGAAAGUAAGUAAAAUAGCCAUUAUGGCUAUUGCUGCCGUUUGUUUGAAGACUCGAUCUAUCGGUAAUUUGCAGGUGACGGGCGGAAAAUGCGCUGGCAAGAGUAACAUUCCACUGAACUCGUUGAACUUUAGUUUGCGAGUUUUGGAUCUGACCUGCAACUGUCUCAGGGAUAUCGACAAUCUACAGCACUUACCUUACUUGACCGAGCUGAACCUGUCGAACAACAGAAUUGAAAAGAUCGAGCAUUGGAAUAAAAAAUUGGGCAACGUCAAGAAGCUAAGGCUGACCAACAACAAGAUCCACAGUCUUAAAGGACUCUCGAAACUGUAUUCCCUAGAGUACUUGGACGUACGAGACAACAAUCUAAGUCAUAUAAAACAGGUGUGGCCGGUCGGCAACUUGCCUUGCUUGCAGGUGCUGUUGCUCAGCGGUAAUUGCGUGGAAAACAGCAUCGAUUACCGCACACGCAUUUUGGAGGCUUUUGGCGAAAGGGCAUCUGAAGUGAGGGUCAAUAACGACGCAGCUACCCAGCGUGAACUGGACACGGUCACCAUUCGAUUGGCGAUCAGGAAAGCGAAAGAGGACAGGCGCCUACAACUGCUUAACGCCACCAAGCAGAUCAGCCAGGCGGUCAGCUUGGCAGAGGCCGAAGUGUUGAAGAGUUUCGACAUGAUCACCGGCAUUCCCAAUCCAAGCCAAGCCAUGAACUCGGCUCGCCUUCAGGGCAAAACCUCUAACCUGGCCCACAGUAGGUUCGCCGACUUGAAACACGAGAUCAACGUGAUUCUAGAUCUGGUUCAACAGUGGUCUUAG
Messenger RNA from Soboliphyme baturini, 1254 nucleotides. Lineage: Eukaryota; Metazoa; Nematoda; Enoplea; Dioctophymatida; Soboliphymatidae. The record is from the annotation of a GenBank genome assembly.